AUGACGUCUAUAAACAUUGAAUCAUAUUUAGAAAACGAAAUACUAGUGAUAACUAAUGAUAGUAGAAUAUUUACGGGAAAAUUAAAAGGUUUCGAUCAGACGACAAAUAUCAUACUUGGGAAUUGCUAUGAGAGGAUUUACAAAGAAUCGUUGGAGAAAAUAAGCUUGGGCCUGUAUAUUAUUAGAGGAGAUACUGUGACCCUAAUUGGCGAAAUUGAUGAGGAUGUCGAUAAGAACAUUCUACACCACAAAAUCAAGCCAGUGAUGUUGAAACCGAUUGUACAUUAG
Plasmodium gonderi is the source of this 288-nucleotide messenger RNA. Its product is annotated as U6 snRNA-associated Sm-like protein LSm8. The record is from RefSeq and is a predicted model, not a curated record. The transcript has 4 exons. Gene Ontology annotation, cellular component: U4/U6 x U5 tri-snRNP complex; U6 snRNP; precatalytic spliceosome. Gene Ontology annotation, molecular function: RNA binding. Lineage: Eukaryota; Apicomplexa; Aconoidasida; Haemosporida; Plasmodiidae. Bases 1 to 288 code for a protein of 95 amino acids. Gene Ontology annotation, biological process: mRNA splicing, via spliceosome.